GAGAGAGAGAGAGAGAGAGACUUUAAACUGCUUUUUUGCUGCUUCUUCUUCGUCCUCCUUCUGGAAAAUUAAUUAAUCAAUUAAUUAAUUAAAUUAAUUGUUUAAUUAAAGUAACCGCUGGCGACUGGUACCAUUGGCGAUUCCUAUAUAUUGGUCUUCUUUUCAUGCUUUUGCUGCGGCACCCAAAGAUCUUCACGCUUUCCAGCAUUCCCACCACUUCUUCUUCCUCCUCUGCCUCGUGUACUGCGCUGUCGUUUGACAGCCCUAAUUCGCUUGCUUCCAUGGCCAAGUGCAUACUGGUCACCGGCGGUGCCGGUUACAUCGGCAGCCACACCGUGCUUCAGCUUUUACUCGGCGGCUUCAAAACCGUCGUCGUUGAUAAUCUCGACAACUCCUCCGAAGUCGCCAUUAACCGCGUCAGGGAACUCGCUCGUGAAUUCGGCAAAAACCUCUCCUUCCACAAGAUGGACCUCCGGGACAAAGCGGGACUCGAUAAUCUCUUUUGUUCAACACCAUUUGAUGCUGUCAUACACUUUGCUGGACUCAAAGCAGUUGGUGAAAGUGUUCAGAAACCAUUGCUUUACUAUAACAACAAUUUAAUUGGGACAAUUACUCUGUUGGAAGUCAUGGCUGCCCGUGGAUGCAAAAAGCUUGUGUUCUCAUCUUCAGCAACUGUUUAUGGUUGGCCGAAGGUGGUCCCAUGUACAGAGGACUUCCCACUUGCUGCAGCAAAUCCUUAUGGACGAACGAAGCUUUUCAUUGAAGAAAUUGCUCGAGAUAUUUACAGCUCAGACUCUGACUGGAAAAUCAUAUUGCUGAGAUAUUUCAAUCCAGUCGGUGCACAUCCUAGUGGCCUUAUUGGUGAGGAUCCCCGUGGGAUACCAAACAAUCUCAUGCCGUUUGUGCAGCAAGUUGCUGUAGGCAGGCGUCCAGCCGUGACAGUGUUUGGAACUGACUAUAAUACCAAAGAUGGUACUGGGGUACGUGAUUAUAUUCAUGUAUGUGAUUUGGCAGAUGGUCACAUUGCUGCAUUGAACAAGUUAGAUGAGGAUACUAUGGGUUGUGAGGUGUACAAUUUAGGAACGGGUAAAGGAACAUCAGUCUUGGAGAUGGUUGCAGCAUUUGAAAAGGCAUCUAGAAAGAAACUUCCUGUUCUCACGUCUGGGAGGCGUCCUGGAGAUGCGGAAGUUGUCUAUGCAUCGACAGAAAAGGCGGAGAGAGAGCUGAACUGGAAGGCGAAAUAUUCCAUUGACGACAUGUGCCGGGAUCAGUGGAACUGGGCUAGCAAAAAUCCAUAUGGCUAUGAAACUUCAGACUAGCAAUUGAGAGCUGAUAGUUUCAUAUGCUUUAUAUGUUAGUUUAGUGUUUAUCGACAGUGGAACUAGACUAGCCAAAAAUCCGUAUAGCUUUGGAGAUGCAGACUCUAAGCAACUGAAAGGUGAUAGUUUCAUAUGCUUUACAUUUAGGUUUAGUGGUCGUCAUCUCUCACCCUCGAUGUAAAGGUUUAGUGGCCUUGCAGAGAUUAGGUUCUUUCUCUCAUGAGCUUCGAUCGUAGAUCUUUAAGCUGUAGGUCACAGCGGUGUUACGAUUCAGGCCAGUUAAUGUUAUGUUUUGGUUUUACAGUUUUACUUGAUCAUCACAGUUUUAGUAGUACAGUUCUAACCAAUCGCUGUUACUUAUGCUCCUACAUGUAUUUUGAAUAAUAAAUUCAUGAGAUCGAACCGCUUUUUACCGUUAGUUGCAAUACAUGAAUUCGGAAUUUCC
Malus domestica (apple) is the source of this 1764-nucleotide messenger RNA. The record is from RefSeq and is a predicted model, not a curated record. Lineage: Eukaryota; Viridiplantae; Streptophyta; Magnoliopsida; Rosales; Rosaceae.